UUCUUUUGUUUGACUUUACAGAGUGUCGAAAUAUGUAAGAAAUUGGAGAUGGGGAAGCUCCACAUGGGGAGCUUCAAAUUAUGCUAACGCAUAAUUUUAAGUUACUCCGGCCGGUGUGGAGUUUCCGACUGCCCAUGGACCUUCCGACUAUCCAUGGACCUUCCGACUAUCCAUGGACCUUCCGACUAUCCAUGGACCUUCCGACUAUCCAUGGCCCUUCCGACUAUCCAUGGACCUUCCGACUAUCCAUGGACCUUCCGACUGUCCAUGGACCUUCCGACUGUCCAUGGACCUUCCGACUGUCCAUGGACCUUCCGACUGUCCAUGGACCUUUCGACUGUCCAUGGACCUUCCGACUGUCCAUGGAC
Molecule: messenger RNA, 368 nt
Organism: Clunio marinus
Lineage: Eukaryota; Metazoa; Arthropoda; Insecta; Diptera; Chironomidae
Source: the annotation of a GenBank genome assembly